CGUAAACACAGACUCUUAUUUUGUACACGAUAAUCACGAUUAUCGUUGAACAGCCCUAGUAUAAGCAAAGAGUGAGAGGUUAUGGGCUGCAUGGAGAGAUCAGUGAUCAGUCUAGCUUCUGAUUCUUAUUUCACCAUCAGUGGUUCACUUAUAAAACAACCUGGGAGCUGAACACAGGCCAGGACACUAGUGAAUGCAGCCUUUGUUACAGGAGCUUGUCUUCAUGGCACCCAGGUAAUCAGCACUCAGCCUUGUUUCCAGAAAUAACCGCUGGUAUCUGGGCAUUAGGUUCACAAGCUGCACUGCGAGCUGAAGGAGGCGGUCUUCCGCAAGCUUUAAAGAGACACUUCACCGACUUUAAAAGAAGGUCUGGUACAUUAACCCACGUGUAAACAAGAGCUUGUUUGACUGAAAACUAAAUAAAUAUUGCCUAGAUAUAGUGUAAUAAACCCUUCUUCAUGAUGCCAUCUACAGAUGCCAUUCACUUCUUGGAAAAUCUGGGAUUUUUGUUCUCGUUUAAAUGUGGAAAUAAUUUUAGGAUCUUUAGAAAUUUAACCCAAAGAAAAAUAAAGAAAAUAUGUAUUCAACCAUAUUUUUAGGUCACUAAUUGAAGUAAAAAAAAAAAAAAAAAAAAAAAGAAAGAAAGGGACAAAUAAAUACUAAGACAUAAGAAACCUCUUUUUAAAUUCAACUUACACUUUACAUAAAAUAGAAGCUUUUUCUGCAAGUGGUCACAGACCUCAGAUUACAAAGAAUUGUAUUUCUAUACAAUGGCCAUUAUAAUUGAUUUUUAAUGAGAUUAAAUAGUUGAAGAGUAUAUAUUCUCCUGUUUAAUGGUGUUUGGGAACAUUUAAAAUGCCGUUAUGUGAGUGUGCAGAUUAGAAUAUACACCGGUGCAUUCAGUAUUUAAAAAAAAAAAAAAAAAUGUAAAAAAGAUUUAUAGAUAUUAGUGUGAUUAAAAUAUGUUGGAAAGCAAGGACAGAAGCUUUAGAGAAAAUGAAAUAAUGUAAAGGAAAAAGAAAAAGAAAUAACCAUGAGUAUUCAAAGGAUUCUUGUAGAAGUAUUUAUUUGCAGUCCUCACCCUGAAUAAAGACAUACCCAGUUUGGGCCAUGAAAUUUAAUAACCUGCAGAUGGAAUUUGAAGUUGCUCCUCCUAUUUUUCCCUGUCCGUUUUCUCCCAUUCCAUCCCUCCCUCCCGUUUCCUCCCUCUCUCGCGUUCUCUGCAGAACAGCCGCAUCCCUUUGCAUCAAUCAGCAGCCAUGUUGAAGGUGAUCCCACAGUCCUCCACCACCUUUGCACUUCCUCCCGAGCUCUCGUUCUCUCUUCAGCUCUCUCGCGCAUUCGCUCACAGUCCACGGCGGUUUUUCAAUUUAAUAUCUUAUCCUCUCAUGCUUUCGCUGAAACCCCUCUCUAGUCUUCCUGUCCUUGUCUCAAGUCACCAUUUCUGCUUUCUCAUGCACUCUCUCUUUCUCCUCCGCUGCUCGCCCUCCUUCUGUUUGAUAUCAGAAAUGAGCAUUUGAGAAGCAGACUGUGCGGUCUCUCUCUCUUGCUCGUUCUCUUUCUCACACCCACCCACCACCACCACAAAGAUGCACGCAUAAAAAUGUUGCAGCAGUGGUAGCGGUACAGCUAUAAGAGCAAACAGCCGCGUUCAGAUGUGCAUAAACACAUUCUGGACCAUAGAAACGCAUGAGGUGGGCGAGGGACAGGCGGAGAACACGAACAUUCGUGUGCCUGUGCAUCUAAAUUCAUCGCUGUUCAUAAUCUUUUUUUGGAGAGCUGGGGGUGGAGGGGAGCUCAUCUGAAAUAGCAGCAUCCGGACUGCUGUUAUUUAUUCUACGUGAUGGAAAAUGUCAAAAGCUGCCUCUCGCCAGGUGCCGUUUUUGUUUUGACACCGGUGGUUGCAUUGUUGCAUCCACCUCACACGGCAUGUGAGCGCUUCUCACAUGUUAGCACGCUGAUCCAUUUUCCCCGCGCUCUCUCGUUCCGGCUACCCUUUUGCAGUGGUUAAUGAAGUUGCAGUCCUUGCUAGCACGCCGCAUCUCUUUUCCGCUGCUAAUAAUGCACAGACAGCAGCAGAGCUGCCCUGCCCGACUAUUUAUAAACUCCACAGUGGGCGAAUAGACCCUGGUGGCCAGCUAACGCGUGCAUGGAAGGAACGAGACCUAUAGCAGGGUGCAGUGGAGCAGACUGAUGCCCCCUGCCACCUCUGGACUGGGCGUCUCACGCAGAGAGGGCACUGGGACUAGGGUGAACGAAAAAGAGAGAGAGUGUGAGAGUGAGAGAGAGAGAGAGCAAGCAGGAUAGACUUAUAGGAGAGACUGCGAUCGCAGCAGAGAGCAGCAAGUGACGAGUUGAAUCUAAAAAAAAAGCUGUAACACUUUCGCCUGCAAACGAAACAUCUUUUUCCAGCCAUCAGUGGAUCGCAGGAACUGUAGAGGAAGGCGUGAGCGAUGUUUUCCGCUCUCCAUCCACUGAAGCGCUUUCUCUGAUUAACUGAAAUAAAGAACGGUUUGAGGGAAGGUGGGGGAUUUUUAUUUUUCCGCCAUUUCGCUUAUCCGGUAUGGUAAGUCAUGAUGACUGUGGUCAACCCUAGCACUCUUGGUCUGGUGGACAAUUCCCACCCCCAAGCUGUCCUCAGUCAUCUUAGUGAACAGCGUUCACAAGGCCUAUUCUGUGAUGUAAUAAUCGUUGUGGAGGAUGUCAAAUUCCGUGCUCACCGCAACAUACUGGCUGCCACAAGUGGAUAUUUUCGUAAUGCUUUCAAAACACCUGAUGUCUACACGUCCAGCCAGGUGCUGGAGCUAACAGACCUGAAAUCUGAGGUCUUUGCUAGCAUUCUAAACUUCAUCUACAAUGCCAGAGUGGAGUCAAGUAGUACAGAGGACAGCAGGUCUCUGGUGGCCGCUGGAAAGCGUUUAGGAAUUCCCUUUCUGGAGAAAUUGCUAGACUCUGAAAGGCAGAGCUCUGGUCUCUUGCAAGGCCAAGCCUCUGCAAGCUGCGGAAGAUCAAAUGGUCAGUCAAAGUUGGCAGACACAUGCACACUGAAAAAAGAGACCCUCAAGCCUGAGGAGUUAGAUUGCUCCAAGGGCCCAAGGAUCACCAAUGCUUUCUCCAUUACGGAGGUUGGGGCAGUAAACAACCCAUUCUCUACACUGGAUCACCGUAACAAAGUUACUGAGGAAGGGCAUUCUCCUUCCAGCUCCCAAGAUACAAGCAUAUCACCCAUAGAGAGUGAGCCUGCCCAUGCUCUAACAGAGCACUCAUAUGCAGUGAGCCAGGGGCAAGAAUCUAAAGAGGUUAACCAGGGGAAUGAGAACAGAACCAUCAUGCCUGUCGUUCCUCCAGCUAAGACUGUGGUUAACAAUAGACUUGGACCUAUAAAAAAGCGUCGUAUACAUGGUAAUGGUAUUCUGUCUCUCUCAAGUGAGCCAGGUGCAACUCUGCCCACUAUUACUGGCACUUCUUCAGUGGAAAAGGCUACUGUUGCACCAUUAUCUUCCUCCCAGUUAUCCUCAGAUACAGCACCAGUGAUACAUUCCAGCCUCGAUCUCUUGCCACCACUUGACGUCACACCCUCUCAGGAUGCAGAGCCACCCUGCCUCAGUCCUCAGAAUACACCCAGUGUCCCCACCUUCUGCUGCCAGCAAUGCCCUGAAACCUUUAGUGACUCUACGCUUCUCACCAUCCACAUGCAAAUACACAAGAGAUUUGUCAGUCAUUUGUUUUGCAAGUACUGCCAUAAAAAGUUUAUGCAUCUGAAAAGACUGCGCAAUCAUGAGCAGGUUUGUGUGAAAUCUCUAAAAGGUCCAUCUGAGUUAGAGACAAAUAAUAAAGAUUCAUUGAGAGUCCCAGUCUCUAAUGGUACACCCAAUUCAAAUACCACGCAACACUCUUUACCUCCACCAGAUCUCCAUAUCCCUUUAAGUUUAGACCCCACAUUGACUAGUCCCCCUGAGCUGUCUCAGGAUCAAGUUAAUGGGACCUUAAAAACAAAUAGCACUUCAAGGACAUAUAAAUGUUCUGUAUGCAGACGGGCUUAUGUGACCAUUUCCAGUCUAAAAAGACAUGAGAAUGUACACUCAUGGCAUAGAGCCUAUCCUUGUCACUACUGCAACAAAGUUUUUGCUUUGGCUGAAUACCGUACAAAGCACGAGAUAUGGCAUACUGGGGAACGACGGUACCAGUGCAUCUUCUGCUUGGAGACCUUCUUGACUUACUACAUCCUCAAGAAUCACCAGAAGUCCUUUCAUGGCAUUGAUCCACAGCUGGCUGUCAAUAAAAAAUCAGCAAAUGGUGGAUUCAAGAGUAGUGUGUACCCCAUAAAGCUCUACAGGCUCCUCCCAAUGAAGUUUAGAAAGAAACGUUAUAAGUCAUACAGUCAGACAUACUCUGAGGGGAUCGAGGGCAAUGAUGAGUCCUACAAUGAACCACUGGGCAACUGUUCCCCCCACACUCUUAUUGACAGUGCAGUCCCUACAACUAAUUCAGAUGUUGUUUGUGGUCAGUCAUUAUUUUCAAUGCCAGUGACAUUCAUGGCCACCCCGAAAAUGAUGGCAUCAGAAACUCCUCGCAUCAGCUUUGACAAACCGUGUGACCAAAACAUAGGAUUUCCUAUGUCAUCUGAGAUAGACCAACCUUCAAAACACCUCUCUACUGAUUUCAAGAAAAGGUCUGGAUUUGAUGGCAAAGGGUCACCGCUCUUCAGCCACAGAUUUACAGAUUCUUCAAAAGCAAUCGAGAAAAACACAGGGACCUCUCUCAUGACAAAUGGAAGUGACAGAGAUUCUUCAACAGAGAAAAACACAGAAAACAGCACAGACAUUCUUCCAUUCCUCAACAUACCAUCUGUGUGCUCCUUCGAAGGGUUGAGCAGGCUGAGUGAACUGUCAGCAGCAGCACAAACCAUUGAGGACAUGGCUAAUCAGCUGCUACAAGCAAGACCCGAGAGCAUAACACCGGAUCAGCCACCUAAUGGAAAGACAGAAACGUACAUUGCUAAGCCUGCAUGUCCAGGCCCAUCAGUUGAUAACCAAGUCCUUCCCCUCUGCCAAAUAACAGUGAAGAUUGGCAACGAGGCAAUUGUUCGACGAAAAAUAAAAGGCUCAAAGCUAUUUCCAAAAAAGAGGAAAAGGAAAAGCUGGAGACAGGAGGGCAUAGGUCAAAAUAGCCCUGCAGUGGAGAGUAUUGGAAGUCCAAGUUUGCGACUGAGAACAGAAGUCACAACAUCAGUUGCAGAAAAUGAAUCAUAUGAUGACCCAAAUGAUCCUGAAUCCGACAAACUAUGGCGACCCUAUUACACAUAUAAACCUAAAAAGAGGGGUAAGAAACUGAAAGGCAAACGAACAAGGAUGAAACAUGUGAGAUGCUACACUAGACCAUUGUCACCUGAAGCCAACGAAGACUUCAGAGAGAUACCGUUCUGUCCAGAUGAGAGGAUCUCAGCAGACAACUACGGGGUCAGGAGGGAGCCAAGGCAUAGCAGCCAAAAGGAAGCUUUCCCCUGCCACAGCUGUGAGAGCUCUUUCUCUAGCCAGACCUCCCUCAGCAUGCACAUCAUCAGCUGCCAUCAGCCACGCUGCAGAAUAUGUGGUAAACAAUGUCCCCCUGAAUCCAGCACAGCUGGGUCCACUGCAGAGGAUAGUGGUGACUUUAUCUGCAAGAGCUGCACUGAGGAUGGCUCCUGUUUCAGCUCGGAUGUGGCGUCCCACAGCCUGAGCAUGGAAAAACGUUACAGAUGUUCUUACUGCCCACAGCGAUUCCUUUACCUUGCCACCAAGAAAAGUCAUGAGAAAAAACACCUAGAAAAGUCAGGAAAAGGACACAAUUGUAGGUAUUGCUCAAAGGUAUGUAAAUCAGCAGUGCUGUUGAGUGUGCACGAGAGCAAGCACUUCAAGUCAGAAGACGGAGAAGAUCCAGACAUGACAUGUAAAAUAGCCAGUUCAUUUUCUACAGGUAAAGAGCGCAAAGGACAGAUCAAACCUGAACCUUGGGAAAGCACGUAUACCUCCUCAGAGAUCAAGCCAAAGAUGGGGGAACCUAUGGACAUGGAUUCUGAGGGGAAUUAUCCUACAAUCCCCAGUGUCUACAAGAAAACAUCUUUGUCAUUUCCUUAUGCAGCAGAUAGGUCUUUCACUCCCCUUCCCUCAGAGAUAAAGAGGAAGAAGUCCAAGAAAAAAAGCAUUUUGGAACGUCCUAGAGGAUUUGGAUUUGAGGGGCACACACAGGACUCUGUGAUAUGGGGCCACCAGGACUGACCUGCCAACACAGGUACAACCAAGUAAAGCGCUGACUCAGUCCAAUAUGUCAGCCAAGAAUGUCUGUAACCAAAGGAACUUCCCAACAGCCUACAGUUGCUCAAGUCAGAGCAGCAUUUCUGUAAAGAGGAACCUAGUUUUCACACCCACGACAGGAAGGAAAUGCAUCUCCUGCUGAUGUCACAUAGAAUAAUGACGUAAAUGACAGGGCAGGCCUUACAACGUUUGAAAAAAUGGGGAAAAACGCACAAGAAAGUAUGAGGAGGUUGGCAUAGUAACUUUGUCUUCAAGAGAACUUGUGAGAUGUAAAUAUAGAGUAUUUUUCUCAUGAAAUACUAUUGGUAGUUUUCCACAUUUUUUAUGAGAAAAGGUGGUUUUAUUUUUAUACGUUUUUAUUUGUCUAAGUCAGGUGGAUCUUCCCUAUUUCAUUGCUCAUUGUGUUGUACUCUAUGCAUUAAGUAAAGUGAACAGCUAGCAGCACCUUAAAGUAAAGAUAACUUCGAGUGAUUGUACUUUUAUUGUAACAUAACACCAUUACCACCGUUUCAAUCUAUUUGUUGCACAAAAUGCAGUAAUAACUCUGCUGAUAAAUGCUAAAAAUUAUUUUCCAGAAUAUACCAAAAGUUUUACCUUUCAUUUAUAAAAUUACAUUUAAUUUUGUGGAAUACUUACAACAAAUCAUGAAAUAAAAAUAAAAUAAACAAAAAUAACACAUAACACAAGUCAUGUUAUUAAGUUGCCUAUAACGCAAUAUCUUGUUAAAAUUGUUGUAACGUUAGAAAAUGUAAUAAUGUUAGCCACAGUAAUAAAAUUUAAUCUGUUUUUAUGACAUUACAUUAAACAUAUGAAAACGAGGCUGUAAGGGAAUAGACAUUUUUUUUGACAAUAUAUGUUUUGUUCGCUGAAUGUUAAAGGUGCAGUAUGCAGGAUUUUCAGUAACUGUUUGUAAACAAAACAUUCAAACUUGGCCUCUCCUCGUGGACAGAACACCGCCAGUAGUGCAAGCCCUCUGCCCUGACAUUAUAUCAGUUGCACAUGCAACCCAACUGACUCUAGAAAUGACCUACGGGAAGAAGAAUGAUGAGCUAUUUGUUUAUCAUGCAUAAAUAGCAUUUUUUGGUGUAUAUGAAAGAAGUUAGAUGACUGGCUGUAAUUUGCAAGCAAGCUUAGCUAUCUUCAGUCUAGCUCGCUAAUAAACAACAAUUAUGUGUCAUCAUAAAAACAAUUACAAUGCCUAGUAAUCUGUCAAGUUACAGUCAUAUUAAGCCUAUAGCAACAUUAACAGGCCAAAGGUGCAGCCCAGAAACAUUCCAAGCACAGGAAUUCAAAAAAUACAGGCACAGGGCAGUGUCUUAAUAGACAAACACCACCACACACUUCUAGAAGUCUAUACUUUUUUUCCUCGAAAAUCCUGCAAAGUGCACCUUUAUACAAAAGGGUACGCAAUACUACAAGACAUUAAACAGACUUAUAGCCUUGUUUUCAAUUGUGGCACAUUAAAAAAGGCAUUUACCCUUGACUAAGGUCUAUUGUAAUGUUGGCUGAGUUUCCUGCCAGUAAUAAAAUGUCAAAUGUCAGUUUUCUACAAUUGGAACACAUUUCCUAAUGUCAUAUCUUUAGAAUCCAUUGUACAAAUAAACUGAAAAAAAAAAAAUGGACAGGUUGACUGAGAGAGAGAGAGAGAGAGAGAGAGAGAGAGAGAGAGAGAGAGAGAGAGAGAGAGAGAGCGAAAAUGAGUGAAACAGAGCCCAGAGCUCCUCUUCCUCCUGAAACUGUUGACUUGUAAGUGGGAACUCUGUUUAUUCAUUCAGAUUGUCUCUCUCACUCUCUCUUUGGGCCUCCAUGCUGACCCAUCUGAGAAGCUCAUUCCCAUUUUUCUGUCGGUCCUCUACACAAUGCGGCAUUCACAGUGUCCCGUCUGGGCCCACGUGACACCAGUGCCAGAUGUUCUGAACUCUACGCCACCGUCAACUCCACUCUCUGGAGAUAUGCUGGCAGCAGGUUUGUGCCCAAAACAGAAAGCCUAUCAGUAAAAUGUAUGUGAAGGUUUUCCUUCAUUCCAGGUCAUUAGGGAAUGUCUGGUAGUUCAUUCAUCUGUACCAGAUGAUUUGUUUUACAUUUUUCAAAAACUUCACUAGACAGCCUAUCAACUACUUAUCUGUUUUGCAUGCCUAAUCCAUCAAAAAAAAAAAAAAAAAAAAAUCAGUCUACUCAAAUAUCGGGCUAAUCCAUCUAACAUCUAACCAAUGUGAACAUAUGUUACAAAGGAGUAAUUUUAUUUUCAACACAAUGCUAUAGCACAAGCCCUAACGUCCAACUAACCAGUCAUUGAUGAAGGUGCAACACUUCAUAAACUUUUUUAAUAAAGAGAUAAACUGAAGUAAUGCUGAGCAAAAACAAAAAUCCAAGACACUACUGGAAACUAUCAUACACAAGUGCAAUCUUUAGAGACACUGAAAUCAAAGUAAAACAACAUUAAAAUUUGUAAUUCAGCCUA
This is a messenger RNA of Megalobrama amblycephala (Wuchang bream), 8754 nucleotides long. It is a transcript of the gene zbtb38, whose product is annotated as zinc finger and BTB domain containing 38. The coding region runs from base 2574 to 6257 and encodes 1227 amino acids. Gene Ontology annotation, molecular function: protein binding. The record is from RefSeq and is a predicted model, not a curated record. The transcript is spliced from 3 exons. NCBI's taxonomy places the organism in Eukaryota, Metazoa, Chordata, Actinopteri, Cypriniformes, Xenocyprididae.